AUGUUUCAGGCUCUCAGAAAUUCCAACAGCUCUAAGUUCCAGGUCUCUGAGUUCAUCUUAAUGAGAUUCCCAGGCAUUCAUGAAUGGCAACACUGGCUACCCCUCCCCUUGGCUGUGCUCUACCUCUUAGCUCUUGGUGAUAAUAUCCUUAUCCUUAUCACCACCAACCAAGAGGCUACACUGAAUGAGCCUAGUUAUCGUUUUUUAGGCAUCCUGUCUGUGGUGGACAUGUACUUGGCUGCCAAUAUCAUGCCUAGAAUUUUGGCCAUCUUGUGGUUCAAUGCUAAGGUCAUCAGUCUCCCAGGAUGUUUUUCUCAGAUGUAUGUCAUACAUUGUUUUGUGAGCAUGGAGUCAGGGAUCUUUGUGUGCAUCGCUAUUGAUAGAUAUGUAGCCAUUUGCUAACCUCUACGAUAUCCAUCAAUAAUUAUGGAACCAUUUGUGGUUAAAACAACUGUAUUCGUGGUACUCAGAAAUAGCCUGUUAACCAUCCUAAUGCCAGGGUUGGCUUCUCAGAGACCCUUCUGCUCCCAGAAUCAAACUGAGCAUUGCCUGUGGUCUAACCUUGGGGUCAUUAACAUAUCCUGUGAUGACAGGAUAAUCAAUAGCAUCUACCAGCUAUUUCUGGCUUGGACACUCAGGGGAAGUGACCUCGGUAUGAUUAUUUUAUCAUGGCACAUAACAACAACAACAACAACAAAGUUGAACUCAGCAGAAGCUGCAUCUAACGCCCUGAACACCUGUACUUCCAAGCUCAUUCUGAUUCUUUUCUUCUACACAGUUGUUGUUGUCAUUUCUACCACUCAUAGGAACUCUGUCAAGGUGCCCCUGAUACCUGUACUUCUCAAUGUGCUACAUAAUAUCAUCCCACCAGCCCUUAAUCCCAUGGUGUAUGCAUUCAGGACUCAGGAUCUCAGGGUCAGUUUCUCAAAGAUUCUAAGAUGCAGUAGAAAGAGCAAAUGA
Messenger RNA from Orycteropus afer afer, 960 nucleotides. The record is from RefSeq and is a predicted model, not a curated record. NCBI's taxonomy places the organism in Eukaryota, Metazoa, Chordata, Mammalia, Tubulidentata, Orycteropodidae.